Molecule: messenger RNA, 2643 nt
Organism: Tachyglossus aculeatus (Australian echidna)
Lineage: Eukaryota; Metazoa; Chordata; Mammalia; Monotremata; Tachyglossidae
Gene: ANO7
Product: anoctamin 7
Exons: 23
Coding region: 1-2643 (880 amino acids)
Biological process (GO): chloride transmembrane transport; calcium activated phospholipid scrambling
Cellular component (GO): plasma membrane
Molecular function (GO): protein dimerization activity; chloride channel activity
Source: RefSeq, a predicted model, not a curated record
AUGCUACGGAAAAAGACCGGCGACGAUAGCACUCUCCUGAUUAAUGAUGAACGAAAGAAUAGUAACGGGGGUUACUAUGGAAGUGCUAAUGCAAACUCCUUUGAGUGCUCAGAGCUGAACAAACACAGGAAAGAAGUCAGUGACGCAGGCAGUAGAGUGGACUCCUUCAGUAGAGGAAACGCCAAGCAAGAACGUGCUCCAGACUAUGUCCUCGUAUGGGAAGAUGGUCCAGACCAAGACAGACAGAAGGAUAAAGUUGGAAGUGAGAGAGAAAAACGCCAAGAGCGGAUCUCUAAACACCAAGCCUGGAGAGAAACGUUUUUGGACAACCUGCGAACUACCGGACUUCACGUAAAACAGGUUGAAAAGGGGGGAAUCCACUAUAUCCUCCUCAAGGCCUCCUGGAAGGUACUCUGUUACUAUGCUGAGGAUCUCAAACUGAAGCUUCCCCUGCAGGCCUUGCCACCUAAUCAGGCCUCUAACUGGUCUUCCAAAAUGAUGAAAAAACUGGGAAUUCCUGACGUACUGCAGCAAGAUGUCCCUGACCUACCCCAAGAGUACUAUACCUGCCAGUUCAAGGUGAACAAGCUACACAGGUUCCUGGGGAGUGAUGACCACGAAACGUUUUUCAGCGACACCAAACGCCACCAAAUUCUGUAUGAGAUCCUGGCAAAGACACGGUACGGUCACGAGAACAGAGGCCUGUUUGGAAUCGAUCAGCUGCUGAACGAAGAAGUCUUCAGCGCGGCCUUCCCCCUGCAUGAUGGUCCUUUCAGGGGUCCAAACAAGGACUCCCUCCCCACCAAGAUGAAUCAGCGCCAGGUCCUAUACCAAUAUUGGGCCAAGUGGAAAAACUGGAACAAGUACCAGCCUCUGGAUCACGUGCGAAGGUACUUCGGAGAGAAGAUAGCCCUCUACUUUGCCUGGCUUGGGUUUUACACAGGAUGGCUCCUGCCGGCAGCAGUUGUGGGGACUCUGGUCUUCCUGGUGGGCUGUGUCAUGAUAUUCCUCGAUACUCCGACGAAAGAAAUCUGUAACAGCGAGGACCAGUACAGGAUGUGCCCGCUUUGCAGUGAUUGUCCCUACUGGAACCUGUCCAGCAUCUGCACUGUUUUUAAGGCAGGCCGCCUCUUUGACCACGGUGGGACGGUCUUCUUCAGCAUCUUCAUGUCUCUCUGGGCCGUGACCUUCCUGGAAUAUUGGAAACGAACGAACGCGACGCUGGCCCACCGCUGGGACUGCUCCGAUUACGAGGACAUCCAGGAGAGACCCCGGCCCCAGUUUGCCGCCAAGGCCCCAAUGACAGUUCAGAACCCAGUCACGGGAGUAGAAGAACCCUACUUCCCCAAACGGAAUCGCUUCAGCCGCAUCGUCACGGGAUCGAUGGUCAUCAUUAUGAUGAUUGCAGUUGUGGUGAUGUUCCUAAUAGCCAUCAUCCUGUACCGGGCAAUCAUUGGGAUCUUGGUGUCCAAAUCCCAUAACUUUCUGCUAGUAGCAUUGGCAUCUCGUAUUGCCAGCUUCACGAGCUCCGUGGUUAAUCUCAUCUUCAUCCUCAUCCUUUCCAAACUGUACAUCACUCUGGCACGGAUUUUGACCAGAUGGGAAAUGCACCGCACCCAGAGCAGGAAUGAAGAUGCUUAUACCUUGAAAGUGUUUGUCUUCCAGUUUGUCACCUUCUACUCCUCUCCAGCCUAUAUUGCGUUUUUCAAGGGGAGAUUUGUAGGUUACCCGGGACAUUAUCUGACCUUAUUUGGAAUUCGCAAUGAGGAAUGUGCGGCCGGAGGCUGCCUCAUUGAGCUGGCCCAGGAGCUGCUGGUCAUCAUGGUGGGGAAACAGAUCAUCAACAACGUUCAGGAAAUCGCCUUCCCGAAGCUGAAAGUCUGGUGGCAGAGGUAUAGGCUUAAUUCAAAGAAGAAAAAGGAAGAGGAAUCAUCAGGCGUGGUUCUGCGGGACCAGUGGGAAGAAGACUAUGAGCUCCUGGAAAACGAGGGGCUAUUUAACGAAUACCUGGAAAUGGUUCUGCAGUUUGGAUUCAUCACCAUUUUUGUGGCAGCCUGCCCCCUUGCCCCUCUCUUCGCUUUACUCAACAACUGGGUGGAGAUCCGCCUCGAUGCCCAGAAAUUUGUCCGUGAGUAUCGGCGCCCCAUGGCAGAGAGGGCUCAGGACAUUGGCAUCUGGCUUUUUAUCCUUGAGGGCAUCACUCAUUUGGCCGUUAUUAGUAAUGCUUUCCUGAUUGCCUUCACUUCUGAUUUCCUGCCCAGAACCUACUACCAAUAUACUCACUCAAGUGACCUCCAGGGUUACGUUAACUUUACCCUGGCUCAUGCACCCAAGAUCUUUGUUUCAGAACACAAUCUUACGUGCAGAUAUCAGGCUUUUAGAGAAGAGAAUGGGCACUACUCUCUCACAUACUGGAACCUCCUAGCAAUCCGCCUGGCAUUCGUCAUUGUGUUUGAGCAUGUUGUUUUCCUUAUUGCCUGGAUGAUAGAUCUCUUGGUGCCAGAUAUUCCUGAAUCGGUGGAGAUAAAGGUGAAACGUGAAUACUAUAUGGCCAAGCAAGCCCUGGCUGACAAUGAGGCUCUCUUUGGUACCAAUGAGGCAAGAGAUCAGAGGACUCAAGAUUUGGAAAGUGAACUGGAUUAG